Volvox carteri f. nagariensis is the source of this 1143-nucleotide messenger RNA. RefSeq lists its product as uncharacterized. Bases 1 to 1143 code for a protein of 380 amino acids. The transcript is spliced from 9 exons. NCBI's taxonomy places the organism in Eukaryota, Viridiplantae, Chlorophyta, Chlorophyceae, Chlamydomonadales, Volvocaceae. The record is from RefSeq and is a predicted model, not a curated record.
AUGGUCAUUACAUUGGCUCCUAUUAAAGCUGUCAGGGCGAUGUGGCAGGUCUUUGGCAAGACCGCCACCAUUAUUGCAGGACGCUCUCCUGAAAUUCCUCUUGUGCCCAAGCUACCUAAGUACGGGCGCAUGCAGGGCAUUUCACGCCAUGUUAGCGCCGCUGCGUGGCAGCAGCCCUCUCUAAGUUCAGCCCAACAAGGGCGUUGGGUAACGGCGCUGGGCCUGAACAACCGCUCUUCGCAGCCCACCUCCCCACGAUGCAUUCUAUGGCUGGCCAUCUGGGCAGCUACCCAGCAGGGCCGAGCUUCAUGCGCGCACUGCAGCGGCGGCAGGGUCGCUAAUGGCCGUCGCGGUGGUGGCGAGGGUGCUUGGGACCGCGGGCUGCUGUCACGUCAGGCAGCGCUGCUGCCGGCCAUCUCCAGUGUGGAGGGGCUGAUGGCGACUGCGGAGUUCCAAGAGCAUGUCAGCUGCUUUGCUCCCCCACCGCGCCGCCGCAUGGUCACGUGCUCAUGGUCACACUGGCAGGAUUUGAGGCGACUGGACCCAGAUGCCUUCCGCAAGUUGCUCUCUCGCGAUGACAUUCAGACAUACGAGGAACGGCCGCCUCCGCUGGCAUUCGCUGUAGUGGACUACCUUGUAGGGGUGGUGGGGGUGCCACUGGUGCUCGUGGCGCUCUACCGGACUGGUGUGGCGAUGGGCUCGCCGCUUAUACAGUAUGGCCCGCCGAUUAUCUGGCUGGCUGUUAGAUUGCGUAUUGCGGUAGCCGGGCACGCCAGCCUAUUGGGCCGUGUGUUCGGCGUUUACCUGGUGUACGACACGCCGGACGAGGCGCCCAAUGCCUGGGAAGGCAUGUCAGGCGUGGGCGGUCACUUCCUGCUGGCGCUGUUCGAGCUCCUGAUGGCGGGCCUCAGCUGCGGGCUGCUGGUCCUGGGGACGCUCGUCAGCAUCGCGGUGGGCAGCCGACGACAGACGCUGGCAAUGCGGCUGCUAGGGCUGCGGCUGGAGCAGGAGUUAUGCAGGCCAAACAGGCUGAGCCCUUUCUCGCCAACAUCCGACACCACGACCACAAUGCUGCCCAAGGCGUCGAGCCCUCGCUCCUUUGGGUCGUUGCCUGGCCGCUAUGGGUUGUCGAACAGGAUGUAG